Messenger RNA from Ambispora gerdemannii, 1713 nucleotides. The record is from the annotation of a GenBank genome assembly. Lineage: Eukaryota; Fungi; Glomeromycota; Glomeromycetes; Archaeosporales; Ambisporaceae.
AUGUCAAAAUUAAUACCCAUAUCAGACGACGAAUUUAACCUAAUGAAAAAUACAGUGAUACCACUGAACGGGCUUUCAAUAACAUCAAGUCUCCUCGUGGUCGUUAUUUAUCUACUAAUGUACAAAUAUUAUCCGGCGCUGGCGGAUCGUGUGUCGUUGAGAUUGGGUGUAGCAACAAGUGUCGCAGACUCGAUGUAUGCUUUUAUUCAGUUGUUGCUUUUCUCGGUAAACCACAUAGGAUUUUGGUGUAGCUUAUCGGCCUGGUCAUUUGUGUUUACGAGCCUGCUGGCAAAUCUUCAAAUAAUUUUUCUGCACGAAUACAAAGGACACCGAAACUUCGAAAAGUAUUAUUUCAUUGGGGCAAUAUUUUUCGCGAACUUGAUCUCCUUAUUACCACUGAUUCAAUCGAUGUACGGAUACGACGAACCAGAACAGUUAUGCUGGUACCGGGAUUCCGGCUCACGAAUAAACAUCAUAUGGCAAUGGACCACACUAUUCGGAUGGCUCGAGCUUUCAGCAAUCUAUUGUGCGAUAAUAUUCAUCGCAGUACUAUUGAAAGCAAAAGCACUACAGAAAGACAUAAAAAGCGGAGAAACUUACAAAAGCACUAUGAACUAUUUACAAGAUCCCGAAUUCGGCGAAACAUACAGUAACCUACAUCAGCAUCUUGAUCAUGGUCAUGUAAGAAAACACCAAACGAAGCAAAUAAAGACAUUCAGUCUUGUUUCGAUGAUCGUCAGAAAAAUUUCCUGGUACCCUGUUGUGCCGUUGAUUACUCAGGCACCGAAUUUUCUCGUGGAGACUUUUGCGUAUAGUACACAGCGAAUAUCAUUUACGUUAUUGUUGUUGACUACGAUGUUUGCUGCUACUCAAGGAUUUCUCAACGCAUUAGUUUUCGCAAAUGAUAUCGCUGUUGGACGUGGAUUUCUAGCAUUCAAAAUAUAUUUAUGGAAAAAAUACGUGGAAGAAUAUGAAACGCGGUAUCCCCACAGAUCACAGAACAAAAAACAUAAAAACAAAGAUUCAGCAAGAUCGAAUGAAGAACACCAUCAGCCAAAGACUACAAAAGAUGUAAUUAUCCCCGAAAUUGUAAUUGAAGAGUCUCCAACAGAUCUAACGAAACUAAAAGAUAAAAACCUAAUUCGGAUGUGGGAACCAACUUUUCUUGAACACAUUCAAUAUCAAUUUAUAAGCAAACUCAUAAAAGUGUCUAAAGAGACAUUACAAUCUGACAGUCAUCAAGAAUCCAAUGACAACCAGGCAGAAGGAACUGAGAGUAUAAUUGACUAUUAUUAUUCAAAUACAACAGUACAUAUCAACGACAAUGACAAUUUAGCACUGUCAACAUCCUCACUAAAAAGUAUUAGUUCAAAAUUCGGAAGUUUACAAGAGAAAGAAAAACUGCCUGUAUCUGAACCACCAUCAAAAUUUAUCUCUCAUUACAAACGACCUAUAAAGACACGUGCUCUUUUAACACAUUUAUCCGUUCCUUCUUCAUCCUCUUCAUCUGUUUCUUCAAAAAUCAUGCCAAAAGACCAACGGGCAACCGGGAUGCCGUCGUCGUCGUCGAGCAAUACGCCGCCAUAUUGGAGCGAAGAUGAUGAUAAAGUAGAAGAUUACUCUGAUAUAAAAGAAUCGGAAUAUGUGUCUGGAGAUGACGAAGAUCGUAAUUCAACCUCUGGGUCGCUGAUUUCCUUGACGUUCGUAAUGUAA